UGGAAAGAGAGAAGAGGUCGAGGGCCCCUGAGUGAGCGUGGUGCCGCCAGGUGUAUAUAUAAAGGAGGUGCGAGCAGUGGCCAGCAUUAGUGAAUAUUAUCUUGCGGUGUUGUGAACUGCGGUGACACGCGAUAAUACUUGAGUGUACAGCAUGGCGCGGUGGGCGGCUCUGACUGGCGUGGUAAUGGUGGUGAUGGUGAUGAUGGUGAAUGCUGAUGACACGGCAGCAGAACAAGUGGAACCAGACAACACCAGUAUGCAGGCGACAGGUCGCACACUUUACGAAUGGGCCACAGACCUCAUGAGUUGGAUGGGCUUAGGUGAUGACUAUGACUAUGACUACGACUACGACUACGACUACCAGCUCUACUACCCAUCCGGCUCAGCACAGAUAGGGUACGGGUUGCCCUCUGUGGGGUACGCCGGCCCGUCAGGCAGUGGAGGCGGGCACGGGCACCACUCCUCCUACAGCAGCUAUUCUCCCUAUCCUGUGGUGCCUCACCCUCACCAAUUCUACAACGCCAGGAAGGAUGAUUAUGAGGACUCUUCCUGGUCCAUUGGUGACAUGGUGAUGGGGGCGGCGGCGCUGGCUGCACCAUUCGUCCUCCUCGCCUCUGCCAUGCCCACCAGCCUGCUCACUGUGGCCGUCAGGAGGCGCAGUUUUGGCGAGAGUUCAGAACUGGAGACACAGUUGGACCCAUCAGAGCUGCCCCUGCUCCACACCAUCCUGGAGGCCAGGGACUUCACUUCACUGCUCUCCCCACAGUGCCAACGCAAGCUGUUCUGUGAGAUCACCAAGAUUGGCGAGAACGAGGAAGCGUCAUUCAUGCAGCGGGCGUUCUAUUACGUGGCCAUGCUCACCCCUGACCGCCUUGCCCGCCGAGUUGGCCUGGCCAGGACCUUCAGGGCAGCCAGGAAUGGAGAGUGUGCGGCCCUGGUGUGUGGUCCGGACUUCCUCUCCUCCCUGGCUCCCCCCGCUGCCCUCCCACCCUCAAACCACCUCCCUCAAGAACCCUCCUCCUCCUCCUCUGCCUCCUCUUUAGACUCUGAGGAAUAGAGGUGCAGGAUGGAAAGAUUUGUAAGAGUGUGACAAACUUACAGACAUUUAUGUAUUUAUUUAUAUUUUUGUAUUGCAACAGUGACUCCUGACUGUU
Portunus trituberculatus (swimming crab) is the source of this 1154-nucleotide messenger RNA. RefSeq lists its product as uncharacterized. The record is from RefSeq and is a predicted model, not a curated record. The coding region runs from base 152 to 1057 and encodes 301 amino acids. Lineage: Eukaryota; Metazoa; Arthropoda; Malacostraca; Decapoda; Portunidae. The transcript has 6 exons.